This is a messenger RNA of Cydia fagiglandana, 1500 nucleotides long. Its product is annotated as tRNA dimethylallyltransferase. The record is from RefSeq and is a predicted model, not a curated record. Gene Ontology annotation, molecular function: tRNA dimethylallyltransferase activity. The transcript has 7 exons. Gene Ontology annotation, cellular component: mitochondrion. Gene Ontology annotation, biological process: tRNA modification. Lineage: Eukaryota; Metazoa; Arthropoda; Insecta; Lepidoptera; Tortricidae. Bases 34 to 1500 code for a protein of 488 amino acids.
AAUAAUAGUGAAGUUCGUGCGUUAGCCUCAACGAUGGCUCUUCGGUCUGUUAUGGCUUCUAAAAUACCAAUGGUGAUAAUUCUAGGUGCUACAGGGACUGGAAAGACAAAGUUAAGUGUUGAGCUGGCCCAGAGAUUCCAGACGGAGAUCAUUAGCGCGGAUUCUAUGCAGGUAUACAAGGGCCUGGACGUGGUGACAGCGAAGGCAACACCCGCCGAGAGGGCGUUAGCCCCUCACCACCUGCUAGACAUCCUGGAGCCCCACCAGAACUUCACCGUGGUGGACUUUAGGAAUCGUGCGUUGAAGAUUAUACAAGAGCUAACAGAAAAAGAGAACAUCCCAAUAGUCGUUGGUGGAACAAAUUAUUACAUGGAAUCUAUUAUCUACAACAUCCUAGUAGAAGAAGAGACAGAUUCUGAAGAGCUCCUAUGGAAUAGAAGCACAAUAAAAAGAGAUAUUGACGAUGCAGGUCCUAGUGCUGAUGAACCGAAUGCAAAACGUCCAGCAAAAGAUGUAAAUAAUGAAGAAACAACGGUAGAAUCAAAUAACGAUGAUAGUCAAACUAAACCACAGAUUGAGAUCACUGAUGAAAUAGAUAAAGAAAAAGUGAAAUAUGAAGUAGAUAAUGAAAGGCUGUUAACGAAUGAAGAUAUACAUUUAAGAUUGAUGAGCAUAGACCCGGUUAUGGCGGAAAGGUUGCAUCCGAAUAACAGGCGCAAGAUGCUAAGGUCCAUUGAGGUGUGGCUUAAAACCGGGCGACGUCACAGCGACAUCCUAGAAGAACAGAAGCAACGCGAAGGCUGUCUCCGGCGACCCGGCGCCACUAUCGUGCUGUGGCUCAAGUGUGAACAAAAAGUCCAUGACGAGCGUUUGGACAAGCGCGUAGACGGCAUGUUGGAGCAGGGGCUCAUCGACGAGUUACUCGACUUCCAUCAGCGGCACAACAAGCAGAGGCUCAAAGAUGGAAAACCACCAGACUACACCCGCGGCAUAUUCCAAACGCUCGGCUUCAAGGAGUUCCACGACUACCUGAUGCUGAGCGAGGCCGAGCGGCAGGGUCGCCAUGACCUGCUCCAGCAGAGCAUUGUGAAUAUGAAGAUUGGGACGCGGCGGUACGCGCGCCGGCAGAACAAGAUGGUGAAGGGACGGUUCCUGGAGCACCCUAAUAGGGAGGUUCCUCCAAUUUAUGAAUUGGACACAACGGAUGUUUCAGCAUGGGAUACUCAAGUGAAAGAGAAAGCGAUAGACAUAAUUGAAAGUUAUCUCAAUGGAACUCCCUGUAAAUAUGAACCAUUGACAUCAGAAACUAAAGAAGCGAAAAAGGAUAUCAAUCCAUUUUCUAACAAUUAUUGUGAAGUUUGUAAAAGGAUACUUAUUGGAGACAAGGAAUAUGGAAUACAUUUGAAUUCUAAUAAGCAUAUGAAAGUUUUGAAAAAAAGAAAAUUAGAAGAGAAAAAGAAAUUAGAAUCACAGACAGAUUCCGAUAAUGUUAAUGUUUAA